Messenger RNA from Lasiosphaeria miniovina, 2355 nucleotides. RefSeq lists its product as uncharacterized. Lineage: Eukaryota; Fungi; Ascomycota; Sordariomycetes; Sordariales; Lasiosphaeriaceae. The record is from RefSeq and is a predicted model, not a curated record. Gene Ontology annotation, cellular component: nucleus. Gene Ontology annotation, molecular function: DNA-binding transcription factor activity, RNA polymerase II-specific; transcription cis-regulatory region binding; zinc ion binding. The transcript is spliced from 11 exons. Bases 1 to 2355 code for a protein of 784 amino acids. Gene Ontology annotation, biological process: regulation of DNA-templated transcription.
AUGGAAGUCAUGGACGAGGGUCUUCCCAAUGACGGCGGCGAGCAUCAUCAGCAGGCUGUCUCGCGGCCCCGCGUCACCAACGCCUGCGAAGCAUGCAGGGCGGCCAAGGUCAAGUGUCAAGGCAGCGUCCAUCAGCUGGGCAUUUGCAAGCGAUGCCUCGACUCCAAGCGAGAGUGCAUCUUCAAGACGGGCCCCCGCACCCGGCGGCCUAGACAGCCACGGCGAACCAACUCCUCUUCCUCCCAACAGCAGCAGCUGCUAUCACAGGAGCAGCAGCAGCAGAGGCCCCACAUGCCUCCACUGCCAGGCCCUUCCAAAACCUUCACCAUCGACGUCCACAUGCCCGAGGACGUCGAGGUGGCUAUCAAUAUGGAGGAGCUCCGCCUCAACCACGAGGGCUUCAUCGAGCGCCUCGUGCCCGAGUCGCUGUUUCAAGAUGACCACACCGAUUAUUACCCGCAGGGCCAGUAUCACGACUUUGAAACGAAUACCGAGGCUCGACUAAGCGGGUCCGGCGGCUCGGUUGCUUCCCACGCCUCGUCAUUGCCCCUGGGUGCAUCUGCCUUGUCGACGCCCCCGAACUCCUUCAUCCCGUCCUCGUCGAGGACGACGGGAGACGGAGGAAGCGGUAGUGGUAGUGGCGGCGGCGGCGGCAGCGGUGGUGCCAAAAUGCGCACCCUCGCCAGCCUCGGCCUCCAGCCGCAGUUCAACCUCGACUCCGCCGCGGGCCUGCUGGCUAUGUUUCGCGAUGUCAUGCUCGAUAACUUUCCUUGCGUCCUCAUCUCUACGGACGCGACGGUAGCGGGAUUUGCUAAGGAUCGCCCGUUUCUCCUCCUUUCUGUCUUGUCUGCAGCAAGCAGUAGUCGGACUAUUCACGGCCACAGCUUAUACGACGAAGAAUUCCGGAAGAUUUUGGGCCUCAAGUUCGUUGCCGGUGGCGAUAGGAGCAUUGAGCUGCUUCAAGGCUUGAAUGUUUACGUUGCGUGGUAUCCUUUCCACCUCAGACCGAAGAACAAGCAGGCUUUCCAAUAUAUUCGCAUGAUUGUUGACAUUGUCACCGACCUGGAGCUUGACCAAGACCCUGGCACUGAUAAAGUCGGUGUAGCACCCAGUUCUGAACGACUCAGCGAGAUCAGGACGUACCUGGCAAGUUACUACCUGGCAUCCAGCUUUUCUUCAUGUUGGGCCCGAACCCGCACGAUGGGCUACACAAACUACACUGCCAAAUGCUGCGAUAUCAUCGAAGCGCAUGGCAAUGGAAGAGGUGAUGUCAACCUUGCGUGGCAAGCGCGUUUGCUGCGGAUCGUCGAAGAGACGAACGAGCUGCGAAGUAUCAAGAAAGGACGCACCCAGAGCGACCAGCAGAUCGAGCUCAUGAUGAAGGGAAUGGAAUCACAGUUGGCCGAGUGGGAGGCAAAGAUGUCGCCUGAAGUGGCGUCCACGAUAUCCAUCCGCGUCGCAUUUAGCUUUGCCCGCAUCUUUCUCGCAGGCGCCGGCCUACUCAUGACAGGAAGCCCGAAAGCGCAAAAGACCGUGUCGGUCACGUUCCACACAGAGCCACACCGACUUGUGUCCAUCAUCCCAGCCCUGAUUUCCAUAUGGGACUAUAUAUUAGGCCUCUCACCCGCAGAGCUAAGCUCAUGCACGGGGAUACACUGGUGUAUCUACAUACUGACUAUCAUUUUCGGGUUUCGGUUGUCAUUCCCGUUGCCAGUUUGUCCGGAUUGGGAUGAUGCUGAAGCGCGUCGCCAGUUACGCUUUGGUGAAUACAUUGACCGGUUCUGCCGAAUUGGGAUCGCUGUGCAAGAUGGAAACACCAAGGCCGGAAAGAAAGUCGAUAGCGAGGAGGCCGGCAAGAGCAAAGCUCCCCAGAUGGACGCCCUAGCUGCCAGCAGGGUAGUACUCGACGUGGUGAGGACAAAGUACCACAAUCGCGUCGCUAGAGUCGAGCGUCCACCAACGGAACCGGCGUCUCUGACAGCGGAGCAGCAGGCUGCGUUCGCCGCCGCGCAUCCCGGCUUCGCCUCGUCGAACAUGCAGGUCGACUCUACCGUGGGAGGCUGUCCCAUGUUUGACGGUAGCCUCGAGACGAACUACCCGCAAUUUUGGGACGACACAUUACGGCUACGCCCGACGGUGCUGCCCCGGGAUGGCAAGGUCAAGUUCAAGGGCAAGGUCAAGGUCAAGGUCAAGGGCAAGGUCAAGGGCAAGGGCAAAGUCAAGGCCAGAGCGGAGAGCCGGAGUCGGAUUAUCCCCAGACAGGCUGCGAGCGCCGGCCGUCGCCAACAGCGACACCGCGAGCACCUGGACCCGCCCGUGUACGCUACGGCGUGGCUUGAAAACGAGGUUGGUUGA